GCUCUUCCUCGUCGGUGAGCCCAUUGAGCAAAAGGGUCAGUGAAUGCUGGAGCUGCUGUUACGACCGUAUCGACGUUGCUCUUACCGCAUGAUGACAACCCUGUCACAGACAAAGGAGCUCUUCAGGAGAGCAGAAGCUGUCUGCUUCGACGUGGACAGCACAGUCAUCAAGGAGGAGGGCAUUGAUGAACUUGCCAAAUUCUGUGGUGUGGGAGACGCAGUCACUGAGAUGACUCGCAAAGCUAUGGGCGGCUCAAUGACUUUUAAAACAGCCCUGACAGAGCGUCUUUCCAUCAUCCGAUGCUCCAGGGAACAAGUGAAUAAGCUGAUAACAGACCACCCACCUCAGCUGACUCCAGGCAUCAGGGAGCUUGUGGACCGUCUGCACCAGCGCAACAUAAAGGUGUUCCUCAUUUCAGGCGGCUUCCGCUGCAUUGUUGAACAUGUGGCCACUCAGCUAAACAUACCUCUGCAUCACGUCUAUGCCAACCGGCUCAAGUUCUACUUCAAUGGGGAGUACGCUGGUUUCGAUGAGAGUCAACCCACAGCUGAGAGUGGUGGAAAAGGAAAGGUCAUCAGCAUGCUGAAGGAGCAAUACGGCUUCAAGACUGUGGUGAUGAUCGGAGAUGGGGCCACUGAUCUGGAGGCCAGCCCUCCUGCCAGUGCUUUCAUUGGAUUUGGUGGGAAUGUCGUCAGGCCGCAGGUUAAGGAGAGGUGUUCGUGGUAUGUGACAAGUUUUGGGGAGCUUCUAAAAGAACUGGAGAAGAUCUAAAGAUGCUAAUAGAAUACUGUUACUAAUUUUAUAUUUGCACCUAAGGGUGUGCCUCUGAUGGGUUUAUCCAGUGCACAUUUUUCCUUAGACUCCUAGAUUUUUAUAAUGAAUGAAAAUGUUUACACUAGCGAGACCAAUUUUUACCUUCAUGGGGAUGUUGCCUUACUGAUUUUUAUACUAGAAGGUACUACAAGAAUAACCAAACACAGUCUAUGUGGAGGGUUAAGAAGAGGAUUUUAGUGUUUUUGCACUUUUUACAUCUAAGUCAAUAGGUAAGCUAAUACAACUCCUGCAUAUUAUGGCAUGUGCAAUGAGCAUUAGAAAUGUUUUUAUUCUGUAACCAGACAUGUCAGUGAGUGUGGUGACUUCAGUCCCGUAAAGAACAUAAGCAUUAAACAUGAAAACACAUUGUCAAAGAUGUUGUUUGAACU
This is a messenger RNA of Toxotes jaculatrix (banded archerfish), 1203 nucleotides long. It is a transcript of the gene psph, whose product is annotated as phosphoserine phosphatase. Bases 44 to 772 code for a protein of 242 amino acids. The transcript is spliced from 6 exons. NCBI's taxonomy places the organism in Eukaryota, Metazoa, Chordata, Actinopteri, Toxotidae. Gene Ontology annotation, cellular component: cytoplasm. Gene Ontology annotation, biological process: dephosphorylation; L-serine biosynthetic process. The record is from RefSeq and is a predicted model, not a curated record. Gene Ontology annotation, molecular function: L-phosphoserine phosphatase activity; magnesium ion binding.